UAAAAAUUUCAACGGCAUGGUUUGGCAUCAGCAUGAAAUAACGCAUUUCUAACUGACCGUUAACUGCGCGCUGUCCACGUGAGGAACGUGCAAGAUUUGUAUUAGACAUAGUUUGUAAUACCACAUUCAUAGGUUCUACCAAGUUGCAAUUGGUAACUUGAAUCCGAUCAUCGUAAUGGCGGAUGACCGCAGCCUCCCAUCCAGGUCCGUUGAUGAACAAGAAAUCAAGAACUACAUUACUGAGGCGGAUGAAUUAAAGCAGGAGGGCAAUGAGUCUUUUCGAGCCAGUAGAUGGAGUGAAGCUCUUGUGUCAUAUAGAACUGCUCUGAGUCGACUACCCAGACGACAGAAGCAGCCUCCUUCAGAGAGUCGAUUACAGGACGAUACCUUGGAUCACGGUGGUGCCCGAUCGAGUUCGAGCAAGGUGCCAACGCGAGAGGAGGAACCAGAGUCGGAAAACAUCCCCUCCGAGCUCGAGGCAGAAUGUGCUAAGGCUCGAGCAGUGUUGAAUGCAAACAUCGGUGCAUGUCUUGUAAAACUUGGUGAUUACAGCGGUGCAGUCGACUCAUGUACCCAGUCAUUGCUCGACGAUCCUCACUAUAUCAAGGCCCUGCAGCGGCGAGCAGCUUCUAACGAACACCUCGAUACAUGGUCGUCUUUGACACAAGCACAAGAAGAUUACAAGUCACUCCUGGAAUUGCUACCCCCUACAUCUCCUCAGGUGGCACAGACCAAGCGAAGCCUGCAGCUUCUUGAACCUCGACAACAAGCGGCUCAGAAGAAAGAAAUGGCCGAAAUGACGGACAAGCUGAAGAGCUUCGGCAAUAGUAUACUAGGCAACUUUGGAUUGUCCACUGACAACUUCAAGUUUGAACCAAAUGGGCAAGAAAGCACAUUAUCAAUGUAUCACGCCUGUAGACUGUAGACUGUUUUAUCCAGUGUGUCAAUCUUCGAUAUAAGUUGCGUUCUUAGAGA
Messenger RNA from Suillus clintonianus, 975 nucleotides. RefSeq lists its product as uncharacterized. The coding region runs from base 176 to 925 and encodes 249 amino acids. The record is from RefSeq and is a predicted model, not a curated record. The transcript has 7 exons. NCBI's taxonomy places the organism in Eukaryota, Fungi, Basidiomycota, Agaricomycetes, Boletales, Suillaceae. Gene Ontology annotation, molecular function: protein binding.